AGAAAGAGCAGAUCAAGCCAGUGGUUGCAGGGAAAGUCUAGCCUGGUCUCAUCCCCAGGGAUCUCGAGAGCAUGACUCACACCCCACAGUUAUCCCACUGGCGGCGAGGCGGGCCAUGCUGACUGUUAUGCUUUGGUGCCAGUCAGUGUGUCUGAGUGUGUCCUGGGUGAGGAGGUUCUCGUGGCCUCGAGCAGGCCUUGGAGAAGAGGGCCACUGAGAGCCGUCAUAUUCAACUCCCACCAUGGCUGGAGGAGGAGAUCCGGGUGGAUCAGCAUCCCAACAGUGAUAUAAGAGGGUGGCCUUCGAAUGCUCCUCUCCACAUGGAAAUGAUCAUUGGUGGGACCUAACCGAGUUUCUGUAACUAAUGUCUUCAGUUCAUUUUUCAAAAACUCUUCUAGACCAUUUUCCUUCUCCUUGGCUCCUGUUGUGUCCCUGCCAGCCAGAACUCAGGAAAAUCUCUCUUUUAGAGAUUCUAAGAAGUUCCUGCAAUGGUUACACAGUCCAUGUCACACAGGGAGGAUCCAGGUCUCAGGGGGCCUUAGAUUCAUUCUAUUCUGGAAGCCCCCUUUAGGAGAAAGGAUACGAAAUUACUAAUGCAAACUGCCCACAGGACUGGGAGGGAUCUGGGCAAAAGAAGGGCCUUGAAGGACACGAGUGUCACUAGAUACACCAUAAAUCUACACCUGCCUGCGUUAAUUUUUGCCUUAUCCACAGAAUACUGUACUAUUAUUUAAAAACAAAUACACCUAACACCUUAAAUAAUAAUAAGGAUGAUGAAAUCACAAUUUGAUGUACUAGGUACAUGUAUUUUGAAUAAUCUUAAAAUAAACCCCUAAGCCCAAAAAAGAUGUUCCAUCUAAAAUUAUCUCAUGUUCACUCAAGGGCACAGGUGCCUCCCGCUGAUAAGGCGUGGUAGCAAACUGUGUGGGAAGCUUCCUUCUCUGCCGUAGGCUUGUUCUUACAGGAAGGAAAGGGAAAGGCCAUGGGGAGGGAGCCUAGGUGAAGCUCCUGAAAUAGAAUCUCACUCAGGUCCAGCAUGCAAAUAACUUUUAUACAAUUAACUCAGCACAUGUGCAUACCAGUCCCUGGGGGGCCAUAGAAGCAGGCAGAGCAGCUCUCUCGGCUUUCGGCUCGGAGGAGGCCAAGGUGCAACUUUCUUCGGUCGUCCUGAAUCCAGGUUCAUCCGACACCAGCCGCCUCCACCAUGCUGCCGAAGUUCGACCCCAACGAGAUCAAAGUCGUAUACCUGAGGUGCACCGGAGGUGAAGUCGGUGCCACUUCUGCCCUGGCCCCCAAGAUCGGCCCCCUGGGUCUGUCUCCAAAAAAGGUUGGUGAUGACAUUGCCAAGGCAAUGGGUGACUGGAAGGGCCUGAGGAUUACAGUGAAACUAACCAUUCAGAACAGACAGGCCCAGAUUGAGGUGGUGCCUUCUGCCUCUGCCAUGAUCAUCAAAGCCCUCAAGGAACCACCAAGAGACAGAAAGAAACAGAAAAACAUUAAACACAGUGGGAGUAUCACUUUUGAUGAGAUCGUCAACAUUGCUCGACAGAUGCGGCACCAAUCCUUAGCCAGAGAACUCUCUGGAACCACUAAAGAGAUCCUGGGGACUGCCCAGUCUGUGGGCUGUAAUGUUGAUGGCCGCCACCCUCAUGCCAUCAUAGAUGACAUCAACAGUGGUGCUGUAGAAUGCCCAGCUAGUUAAGCACAAAGGAAAAUAUUUCAAUAAAGGAUCAU
Messenger RNA from Pan troglodytes (chimpanzee), 1734 nucleotides. RefSeq names its product large ribosomal subunit protein uL11-like. The record is from RefSeq and is a predicted model, not a curated record. Gene Ontology annotation, molecular function: structural constituent of ribosome; large ribosomal subunit rRNA binding. Gene Ontology annotation, biological process: translation. The coding region runs from base 1205 to 1702 and encodes 165 amino acids. Gene Ontology annotation, cellular component: ribosome; cytosolic large ribosomal subunit. The transcript has a single exon. NCBI's taxonomy places the organism in Eukaryota, Metazoa, Chordata, Mammalia, Primates, Hominidae.